AUGCAGAUGUGGAAAGCAGUCGUGGGACAUGAUGUGUCAGUGAAGGUUGAGGCUCAGGGAGACGACUGGGACACGGACCCUGACUUCGUGAACGACAUCUCGGAGAAGGAGCAGCGCUGGGGAGCCAAGACCAUCGAGGGCUCCGGGCGCGCCGCGCACAUCGACAUCCAUCAGCUGAGGAACAAAGUGUCAGAAGAGCAUGAGUCCAUCAAGAAGAAGGAGCUGGAGACUGGACCCAAGGCCUCCUAUGGCUAUGGGGGCAAGUUUGGAACAGAGCGGGACCGCAUGGAUAAGUGCGCAGUGGGACACGAGUACGUUGCUGACGUUGGGAAGCACUCCUCGCAGACGGACGCAGCCCAGGGCUUUGGGGGGAAGUUCGGAGUCCAGCGGGACCGGGCUGACAAGUCAGCACUGGGCUUUGAAUACAAGGGUGAGGUGGAGAAACACUCAUCUCAGAAAGAUUACUCCAAGGGCUUUGGUGGCCGUUAUGGUGUGGAGAGGGACAAGGUGGACAAAGCAGCAGUGGGAUUCGACUACAAGAGCCAGGCAGAGAAGCACGAGUCUCAGAAGGACUACUCUGUGGGCUUUGGUGGGAAGUUUGGGGUCCAGAGGGAUCGCCAGGACAAGAGUGCCCUUGGCUGGGGCCAUCAGGAGGAAGUGCAACCCCAUGCAUCCCAAACAGAUUAUGCCAGGGGGUUUGGAGGCCGUUACGGGGUCCAGAAGGACAGAGUGGAUAAGAGUGCUGCUGGCUUUAGUGAGAUGGCAGCUCCCACCUCCUCGUAUGAGAAAACAAGACCACUGGAGGCAGGGGCUUCUAGUGGCACCAGCAGCCUGCGGUCACGGUUUGAACAGAUGGCCAAGUCAGCAGAGGAGGAAAGCAGGAGGCAGGAGGAGGAGCAGCGGGAGAGGCAGCAGGCUGGGGAGCCCCAGGCAGCCCGGCGCAAGCAGGAAAUCCCACAGAGGGAGAAGGACCCCAGAGAGGCCGCCCCUGCCGCCGUGCCAGCAAGGGUGCCGGGGAGCACGGGGAGAGAAGGGCCAGUGUCACCAGGAGAUGAGGAGGCAAGAAGGGACAAUGAGGAAACACCACCCACUUUGCCACCAAGGCCAGCAGAUCUGGGUGAAGAGCUGUGCAAGAUCCCCAGCCAGGAUCAGCCCAUCUACAGUGAAAGUCUGGAUGUUGGUGGAGACUAUGAGGAGCUGCCAGAGCCUUCUGACUAUUGUGACAGUGUCACUGGAGGUGCUGAGUAUGAGGAGCUGCCAGCAUGCUUGGGACAGCCAGAUGCCAUCUAUGACUUUGGAGGAGAUGGAGGUGAAGACUAUGAGAACAUGCUUCCUGAGGAGCCCAGCCAGAGCCAGUGCUACCAGGGGGAAACAGACAAUGUUUAUGCGGUGGAGAACAACGGGACCUGUGCAGUGGCUCUCUAUGAUUACCAAGGAGAAGGAGAUGAUGAGAUUUCUUUUGAUCCUGAUGAUACAAUCACACACAUCGAGAUGGUUGAUGAAGGCUGGUGGCGGGGGCAGUGCCGGGGCAAAGUGGGCCUCUUUCCAGCAAAUUAUGUCAGGCUUCUGCAGUGA
Molecule: messenger RNA, 1575 nt
Organism: Chaetura pelagica (chimney swift)
Lineage: Eukaryota; Metazoa; Chordata; Aves; Apodiformes; Apodidae
Gene: HCLS1
Product: hematopoietic cell-specific Lyn substrate 1
Exons: 14
Coding region: 1-1575 (524 amino acids)
Biological process (GO): regulation of actin filament polymerization
Cellular component (GO): plasma membrane; site of polarized growth; cortical actin cytoskeleton
Molecular function (GO): actin filament binding
Source: RefSeq, a predicted model, not a curated record